Molecule: messenger RNA, 807 nt
Organism: Ascochyta rabiei
Lineage: Eukaryota; Fungi; Ascomycota; Dothideomycetes; Pleosporales; Didymellaceae
Exons: 1
Coding region: 1-807 (268 amino acids)
Source: RefSeq, a predicted model, not a curated record
AUGAGAGAUGCAGUCUCUACACAGGAAACACAGACGAUGGAUGAGGUCUCUGGAUACGAAACAUGGAUGCAGACUCCAAGCACGGACGAUGAACCAGGUCUGAACACCAAGGGCAAGGGCGGAGGGGGACUCCAAGGCUCAAGCACAGAUGUGGAUGGAGAGCGUUCUGAGCGCACUGGCGGUGUUGGCGAGAUGGUGGCGGUGCGCGGUGCUUGCCGAGUUUGCCCCAGAGGCGCUGGACCGCGGCUGGGCCAGGGCGCCAGGGCGGUGCCGGCGGUCAUGUUUCGAAGUGUCGAGUGCGUGCAGCGCAGCCGAGCAUGCGGGAAGCGCACAGGCCAGGGCGCUCGAGAUCCACUUGUCCAUCACGUUUCCAUUUCCAUUUCCAGGCGCAACCUCUCCCGUUCGGUUCGGUUCGUGUUCUGUCUGCCCUCCAACCCUCACCGCGCCUGCACACACGCGCACCUGCACCUGCACCUGCACCCGCACCUGCACCUGCACCCGCACCCGCACCCGCACCCGCACCCGCACCCGCACCCGAACCCGCACCCGCACCCGCACCACCGCCUCUGCCUCCAUCUCGACUCUCUCCGGCGCGUCCAUCCCAGGGCCGGCCCGCGUACACGCUCCCACUCCAGCAGCUGUUGUUCGCUGCGCGCCUUGGCCGCCAGCCCUGCCAGCCCUGCCAGCCUUGCCAGCUCUGUCAGCUCUGUCAGCUCUGCCAGCUCUCGCCCGCCGCGUAGGCUUCACCCCGGCCGCCGCAGUCCCGAUCCCACCCCCAAUCCGCCGCAGCCGAGCCAGCGCGCUUGA